GAGUUGACUCUUCACGACUUUACUUUACCAGAAGUAGUAAAGGAUUAUCAUCCAAUUUUUGUUGACCCUAGGCAAAAGUCUGUAUUCACUGCCGUGAUACUGCAAAAAAAAAAACGCCUCCAACUUUAUCAAGGGAGGCAAAAAGCGCAAGAAACUAUGGUCAAUAUGCUUAUAAACGGUGACACCAAAUAUAAUCAAAGUAGGAGAAACAAGAAGAGAAACAAAAGAAGAAAGAAGAGACCAAAUAAGAACGAUGCUAUCAAAGAAAAACUGAACAAAUGGAGGCCCAUCAAAUACAAAGAAGACAAGACAAAGGUUCCUCUGAUAGUAUUUGAAAGUGGAAUGUUCAAUAGGGACACCAAUAAGAUCAGGACGCUCAGAUGUGAGGCGACAGGUAUUUUAUGGCGCGCGCUGAGAAGGCAUGAAGCAGCUGGACAACUUAUCACAAUCACAAUUGACGAGUUCCGCACAUCCAAAGUAUGCAGUAAAUGCCAAACUCUAACCUUGAUUCCAGCCUCGCCUGUUACUAGAUUGAGUGUGAUUGCCUGUUCUUCUUGUCAUACUCUUUGGCAAAGAAACAUUAAUGCUUCCCGAAAC
This is a messenger RNA of Cokeromyces recurvatus, 597 nucleotides long. RefSeq lists its product as uncharacterized. The record is from RefSeq and is a predicted model, not a curated record. NCBI's taxonomy places the organism in Eukaryota, Fungi, Mucoromycota, Mucoromycetes, Mucorales, Mucoraceae. The transcript is spliced from 4 exons. The annotation marks the transcript as partial.